Molecule: messenger RNA, 672 nt
Organism: Amphibalanus amphitrite
Lineage: Eukaryota; Metazoa; Arthropoda; Thecostraca; Balanomorpha; Balanidae
Exons: 4
Coding region: 1-645 (214 amino acids)
Source: RefSeq, a predicted model, not a curated record
AUGUGCAGCCUUGUUUCAGCCGUGUGCGAGGGCACUGAGACGUUUGAGCGGGUCACCGGUGUACUGCUGCACUCGGCAACGCAGAUCCCGCUCUACAGCUCCCAGGGAGCCGUCACCACCCAGUGCACCAGCAGAUGCCGCGCCUCCACCGCCUGUCCCUCCUUCCUGGUGGACUACGACCGAGGCGCCUGUUUCCGCCUCGACCUGACCUCUGAGGGUCGCACCCACCUGCUCGUACCGGCCAGAGGUCACACGGCCUACUUCGAGAAGGUCUGCCUGCAAGCGCCGGCCUGCGGGAAGGCGUGGGUGUUUGAGCGGGUGCUGGGCCGCGAGCUGGCCGGCCUGGAUGACCUGGUACUGGAGGAGAUCACCAGUCGCCGAACCUGUGAGGAGUACUGCCUGCUCAACCACCAGCUGCCCUGCCGCUCGGCGGAGUUCGUGGCCAGUCAGAGGCUCUGUCGACUCUCCUCCAGCAGCCGACGGACGGCGCCCAACGCCCUGCGCCCGGCGCUGGACACCGAGUACCUCGAGAACCAGUGUGUGCCCCAUGUAAGCUCGACCGGCUGCGACUGGGAGAAACGACCAGAGAGACAGAUGACGUACCGUGAUCUGGAGGUCUCCGCAACCAGCAGAGAACGGGUAUAGGCGCCCGAUUAACAACUUCCCAUCGAC